Messenger RNA from Triticum dicoccoides, 998 nucleotides. Its product is annotated as putative E3 ubiquitin-protein ligase SINA-like 6. Lineage: Eukaryota; Viridiplantae; Streptophyta; Magnoliopsida; Poales; Poaceae. Gene Ontology annotation, molecular function: zinc ion binding. The transcript has 2 exons. The record is from RefSeq and is a predicted model, not a curated record. The coding region runs from base 1 to 969 and encodes 322 amino acids.
AUGCAGGCCGCUAGUGCUACUUGGGAGGAAAGGAGCAGGGGCUCGCCGUCGGCCAUGGAGAAGGGCGGCGACCAGAGCGCCAGGAAGGCGAGGCUGGAGCUGGUGGUGGCCAACGGCCCUGUGAAGCGACAGAUGGUCGUGCACGAGGCGGGCGAGAUCGUGCCGGCGGAACAGGGCCCGACGAUGCAGAUCUCCGUCAAGAUGGACGUCGCCGUGCUCCACUGCCCCUUCUGCUUCCUCCCCUUCAAGCCACCCGUCUUCCAGUGCAACGGCGGCCACCUGGCCUGCGGCGACUGCCGCGGCGAGCAGCCUGGGAGCCAGUGGCAGUGCGAGAGGUGCGAGCGGGGCGGCGCCUUUGACAUCCGCAGCACGGCGAUGGAGGCCGUUGUCUCCUCGGCCAGGGUCGAGUGCCCGCACGACGGCUGCGGGAGGUACAUCACCUACCACGAGCUUGACGACCACCAGAGCGCGUGCCCGCACGCGGCCUGCAAGUGCCCGGUUCCCGGCUGCGACUUCGCCGGCCCGCCGCCCGCGCUCCUCCGCCACCUCAACACUCUCCACUCCGUGCCCGUACAUAGCGUCCAGUACCGCAAGGUGCUCCAGCUGCAGGUGCCGGUGUCUGAGCCGCGGCGCCUGCUGCUCGCAGAGGAGGACGCCCGCGCUUUCCUCGUGGUCGGCGGCGCGCUUGGCCUGGGCACGCCCCUCACCGUGUCGGUGGUGUGCAUCAGGGCGGGGGCGUCCCAAUUGCCGCUCUAUGCGGCCAAGGUAUGGGUGAACGGACCACAGGCAGCGGCCAAUGGCAGGGCUGACACCGUCAGUGCGGACAUCGAGGUGACGAGCAGCAAGGAGCCCGGCGCCGUCGACAUCGAGGAUCUGACGUUCUUGACGGUGCCGUCCAAGCUACUGGCUGGGGCUGGGCCCUCCAGGACGGUGUCUCUCCACAUUCGCAUAGACAAGAUCACCUCCUAAAUGAUUCCAUGAAGCUUAGUGAUCUAAUG